Messenger RNA from Zonotrichia leucophrys gambelii, 3246 nucleotides. It is a transcript of the gene NEK10, whose product is annotated as NIMA related kinase 10. Lineage: Eukaryota; Metazoa; Chordata; Aves; Passeriformes; Passerellidae. The record is from RefSeq and is a predicted model, not a curated record. Gene Ontology annotation, biological process: positive regulation of MAP kinase activity; regulation of cell cycle G2/M phase transition; protein phosphorylation. Gene Ontology annotation, molecular function: ATP binding; protein serine/threonine kinase activity.
AUGCCUGAUCAGGACAAAAAGUUGAAGAGCACAGCAAAAGCAAUAAAACAAAAGCCUUCUGGGAUCUCUAUGAGGGAUUAUUCUGAUCUAAAAAGGCUUCAGUCUCUCUUAAGUGUUCAGUCAAGGAACCAACAGCUUCCAGCUAGAUAUAUUGAAAGUGGUCAAACUAGUGUGACAAGAACUUGGCAAAAUGUCAAAAGCGAUGAACAGCAGUCCAAUGGUCAAUGCCAAGCAUCAACAGAAGCUGUUGAGCUUGAGAAAUUUAGUGUGACCUACAAGAAUGAGAGAAAUUUUAGCAAGAUCAGAGCAGUGGCCAGGCAAUGGGUUACUCAAGCUCUGUGCAUGCAUUUUCUUAGAUUAUUAUUCUGCCUGAGAUUAUUAAUAAGAGAUCCAUGCUACCAGGAAAUGCUCCACAGCCUGGGUGGAAUUGAAAAUCUAGGUCAAUAUAUGGAAACAGUAGCAAAUCGUUAUCUUAAUUACAAGGAAGAGCAGCGCAAUGCAGACAAGUUGGUCAACAUGACAUGUAUUUUCCAAAACCUUGCUGCUGUUAGAAAUCAAAGAGAAUGACUUAUAGCAAGUGGAGCACAUAAAACCUUGGUAAAUUUAUUAUCUGCCAGAGACAGUUAUGUGUUUUUUGGUGCCCUCCUUGCUCCUACUAGCUUAGUAGAAUGUCCAGAAUGUAGAGAGGAGAUAAGUGAGAUUGUUGAGAACUUGCUGGUGAUAUUACAUGGAUAUGAUUUUCUCUCUAACGGGUUCAGAAUAGAGUUGCUAUGACUCCUUUGUGCAGAGUCAUGAGUCAAAGAGCAAAUAAAAAUGUACAAAGGAAUUCCAGUCUUGCUCAGUUUGCUCCAUUCUGAUCGCAUCAAAAUUCUAUGGAGUGCAGUUUGGAUUCUGGUACAGGUUUGUGAAGCUCCUGAGACUAGUGUGGAAAUUAGGAUCUGGGGUAGAGUCAAGCAGCUCCUUCAUAUGUUGCAGGAGUAGGUUUUCAGUCCUCAACAUUCCCUGUUUUAUGAAAGAGCAUCUUUGGCUUCCAUUUUUAACACUGCAACUGCAGCAGGGAGAAUCCAGUAUCUUCAUUUGUCAGAUGAACUGAGUCCUGAUGAGAUACAAGAAAAUACUUUCUCACUUCAAGCAGCUAGUUGUGCUGCAAUUACUGAACUAGUGCUCAAUGAGAAUAAUGCUUACUAGGUUGUACAGGCAAAUGCAAUAUAUACAAUAGCAAAGCUAAUUUUAUCAAACAAAGAAAGGAAUGCUGAAAAAGCCAGUUUAUUACAGGAGGAUGUAUUGAAGCAAAUUGCUGAAAGUACUGAGAACAUGAAUCAGAAUAAGGCACCCACAAAUCGUGUAGGCAAUGAUGCAAUUUUAGAGCACCUUGGCAGUGGAGCUUUUGGAAGUGGUUAUAGGUUAGAAAGCAUAAAUGGACAACAUCUCCUGGCAAUGAAAGAAGUCAAUUUACACAAUCCAGCAUUUGGAAAGCACAAAAAUGACAGAGAUAGCAGUGUAAAAAAUAUUGUCUCUGAAUUAGCCAUCAUCAAAGGGCAGGUGUUUCUUAUGAACUCUACUUAUCAUCCAAAUGUUGUAUGGUAUUACAGAACCUUCUUGAAAAAUGACAGGUUGUAUAUAGUGAUGGAUCUCAUGGAGGGGGUGCCAUUGGGAGACCAGUUUCACUAUUUCAAGAAAAAGCAACAACAGUUUACAGAAGAGGAAUAUGGCAUAUAUUUAUCUGAAAUCUUUGUGAAGCUCUUUCUGUUUGGUUUUUAACUUUGUCUAGCUCUUUGUUAUUUGCAUAAAGAGAAAAGGAUUGUUCAUUGAGAUCUCACUGUGAACAAUAUCAUGUUGGAGGAUAAAGACAAAGCUACAAUUACUGACUUUGGUCUUGCAAAAAGAAAGACAAUAAAUAUCAAAAUGUUCACAGUUGUAGGGACUUUAGUUUACAGAGUUCCUGAAGUUGUAAAGGGUGAGCUGUGUGGAGAGAAGGCUGAUGUCUGGGCUGCAGGAUGCAUCCUUGAACAGAUGGCCACUCUGGGCCCACCAGUUUACAGCACCAAUGUGCCCUCCUUGGCAACUGAGAUAGUAGGGGCUGUAUAUGAACCUGUGCCAGAAGGACUGUACUCUGAAAAUGUCUCAUUUACCAUUAAGAGAGAAUGUUCUUCCUGUGGCUGCUUGACUCCUGAUGCAGAGGCACGUCCAGACAUGUUAGAAACCACCUCACUUGUGCCUCAUGUGAUGAUGAAAUAUCUGGAAUUUUUAUUCACCUCUCAUCUCAUGCUGGAGAAGAAACUGGAUUGGGAGAGGAGACAAACCCAGUGGUACUUCAUGGAGGCCAAUUGAAAUGCAGUAACUUAUCACCAUCAACUUCCCAUUUUAUCACAAGUAUUUUCUCUGAAUGACAAUCAGAUAGACAUAGUGGACAAUUCAAGCAGCUCCAGUUCAAGUAAUUUGGAAGAGUCUGCUGUUGGUAUAAUUAAACAAAGUUUCAGUAUUUCUGAAAGACAGCCUCAGAUAAGCAAGAAUGUUUCCUCUUUUAUUUCUUCCUCUUUAUUGCCUAUUGAUUUGCUUUUAAGAGUACCUUCACUCACCCACAGGCCCCACACUAAGAAAAUCAAAUGUUUCUUCAUGAUGAGAUGGCAGUUUCAUAGUCUACCAGUUGUAGCUCUUUGCAAUGUGAAUCAUCAUGGUUUUAUUUAUAAUUCAUUGGCAGGAAUUGCUGUAUCACAAGGAAAGGUGCAUCAGAUCAGUGACCCUGUUCAGCAGAUUCUUGUUCAGCUGCACAAAAUUAUCUUCAGCACUAAACUUCCUCCAGCUUUGCAAUGCAACUUGGAAAGGAGUAUCGUUGAGAGAUUCAAGAAGUCCCUUUUCAGUCAGAAGAGCAAUCCUUGUAAACUGGAAUCAGAAAUCAAAAAGGUCUUGCAAUAUGCUGCUGAAUUGAUUGAACCCAAUAUCUUCACAACAGAUUGGCAUGGGGUACGUCUUUCUUCAGGUGGAAAUAUGCUGCUGCCAGAUGAUAGAAAAGGCAUUCUUGGCACUUCUGGCAUGGCAGAAGGGAUGACAUAUGAGCAGUUGCAGGUUCUAAUUGAAGAGGCUCUAGAGGAAAGUGGUUAUUACAGUUUCUCUUCUUACAGAGGAAUUAUCACCAUCUCUGAUGGGCUCGGCCUUGGCCAGAAGCAGUGCUGGAGCCAGUGGGCAUUGGCUCUGUCAGACCUGGGGGAGGCUUCUGGCAGCUUCUCACAGAAGCCGCUCCUGUAG